Molecule: messenger RNA, 1715 nt
Organism: Xenopus laevis (African clawed frog)
Lineage: Eukaryota; Metazoa; Chordata; Amphibia; Anura; Pipidae
Gene: cyp51a1.S
Product: cytochrome P450 family 51 subfamily A member 1 S homeolog
Exons: 11
Coding region: 122-1621 (499 amino acids)
Cellular component (GO): endoplasmic reticulum membrane
Molecular function (GO): monooxygenase activity; sterol 14-demethylase activity; iron ion binding
Source: RefSeq, a predicted model, not a curated record
UGGCUCCUCCCAGUCCCCGCCCUUUCUGUCAGGCUGCAAAAGCAGUGAGUACGUGAGGCUGCUCAUCACUUAGGAGGGAGCCGGAUACCGAGUGGCAACUGCUGUAUCCAGACAGGUGAGGAUGCUGUUAAGUCUGUGGGAAGCAGGGGGAACCCUGUUAGAGGAGGCAGUAGGAGGGAGCCUGGCAUCUCGCGUCCUCAUUCCCUGCACCUUCCUCCUGGCUCUGGCCUAUGUCAGUAAACUGGCCUUCAAACACCUGAUGGCUGAGGACCCCGGCAAUGUGAAAUACCCUCCUUAUAUAUCAUCUAAUAUACCAUUUCUGGGCCACGCAAUAGCGUUUGGGAAAAGCCCAAUCUCAUUUCUGGAAAAUGCCUAUGACAAAUACGGGCCAGUUUUCAGUUUCACGAUGGUGGGCAAGACCUUUACCUAUCUGGUGGGCAGCGAUGCAGCUGCUUUGCUUUUUAAUAGCAAAAAUGAGGACCUGAAUGCGGAGGACGUUUAUUCUAGGCUGACAACACCAGUCUUUGGCAAAGGAGUUGCAUAUGAUGUACCAAAUCCGAUCUUUUUGGAACAGAAAAAAAUGUUUAAAACUGGUUUGAAUAUUGCGCACUUUAAAACUCAUGUGCAGAUGAUUGAAGAGGAGACCAAAGAGUACUUUGAGCGCUGGGGAGACAGUGGUGUGAGAAACUUGUUUGAGGCACUGUCGGAACUGAUAAUACUGACGGCGAGUCGUUGCCUGCAUGGGAAGGAAAUCCGCAGCAUGCUGAAUGAAAGAGUUGCUCAGCUUUAUGCUGAUUUAGAUGGAGGUUUCACACACGCUGCUUGGCUUUUGCCUGGGUGGCUGCCAUUGCCCAGUUUCAGACGCAGAGACCGAGCUCAUAGAGAGAUCAAGAACAUUUUCUACCAAGUGAUACAGAAACGCAGGAAUUCUGCUGAGCGAGAGGACGACAUGCUACAAACACUGAUCGAUGCCACCUACAAAGAUGGGACCCCUUUAAAUGACGAUGAGAUUGCAGGGAUGCUGAUAGGGUUAUUGCUGGCCGGACAACACACUUCUUCGACCACCAGCGCUUGGAUGGGAUUCUUCCUGGCCCAGAAGAAAUCUCUCCAGGAUCAGUGCUUUGCAGAACAGAAGGCAGUUUGUGGGGAAGACUUGCCUCCUCUCAACUAUGAUCAGCUGAAGGAUAUGCAAGUCUUGGACCGAUGCAUAAAGGAGACUCUGAGAUUAAGACCACCCAUAAUGACAAUGAUGAGAAUGGCUCGGACACCCCAGUCGGUUGCUGGAUACAAUAUCCCCCCUGGCCAUCAGGUCUGUGUAUCCCCCACUGUCAAUCACCGCCUCAGGGACACUUGGGACAAAAAUACUGAGUUUAAUCCUGACCGAUAUCUCCAUGACAACCCAGCAGCCGGAGAAAAGUUUGCAUAUGUUCCUUUUGGAGCAGGUCGGCAUCGCUGCAUCGGGGAGAACUUCGCUUACGUUCAGAUCAAGACGAUUUGGUCGACGAUGCUCCGCACAUACGAAUUUGAACUGGUGGACGGAAACUUCCCGACGAUAAACUACACGACUAUGAUUCACACGCCCAACGACCCGCUCGUCAGAUAUAAACGCAGAAAGAAUUAAACUAUGGACUUUACGUUCUACGAUUUUAUUUCUUAAAAAAAAAAAUCUUAAGUGGGAGGGGCUUGAAAUCACUGUACAUGUUCUGUAUUUUAUA